GUGAGAGAAAAAAAAAAUACACAGCAAGAGAGACGGAGGAGAGAGGCGAAGCCGGAGCUGAGCCGCCUUGUAUCCGCCGGCAUCCCGCGCACCGAGCACCCGCCCCGACCCCGGCAGCACACCGGCAUCACCCCCGCAGAGCGCUCCACCAGAACAGGCAGAUCGGGAGAAGCGCAGAGAAAAAUUUCCCUACUAGAUGACAUUUCAUCGCAAUGUCCGAUCGUUUGGGGCAGAUAUCCAAGGGAAAGGAUGGGAAAAGCAAGUACUCGUCUCUCAACCUGUUUGACAAGUAUAAAGGGAAGUCAAUAGAAGCUGUCAGAACCACAGUUAUACCUAGACAUGGCUUACAGAGUCUUGGGAAAGUUGCCGCUGCUCGGCGUAUGCCUCCCCCUGCAAACCUGCCAAGCCUGAAAUCUGAGAACAAAGGAAACGACCCCAAUAUUCUUAUAGUGCCCAAAGACGGAACAGGAUGGGCAAACAAACAAGAGCAUCCAGACCAAAAGAGUUCCAGUGUGACAGCUCCUCAGCAGCCGGAGUCGCUGCCGCAGCAGGGUUUGCCGAAAUCUGUCUCCAGUUUACAGAAACCGACCACAGUGAACAGUUCGGAGAAUAUAAGUUUAGUGCCAGGUGGACCAAAGUCAUGGGCUCAGCUGAACGGAAAGCCAGCAGGACACGAAGGUGGUUCAAGGGGCUCAAACCGACUGUUGUCCUUCUCUCCCGAGGAAUUUCCAACGCUGAAAGCAGCUGGCGAGCAAGACAAGGCUGGCAAAGAAAAGAGCGGCUUAGAUCCGUCGUAUGGGCCCGGACCAAGCCUCCGCCCCCAGAGUAAGCCCCUCGCCCUGCUUCCCGAUGUCACCAGUUGGAGGGAGGGCGGUGGGAGAAGCAUCACCGGUGGCGUCUCUCCAACCGUCUCUCCUACUGAGCCGGGCAGCAAAUCCACUGCUCCUGCAGAUAGUGCCCCCUCCACAGUGCAAGCUAGUAGUGACCCUAAGGAGCUCUCGCUGCGCCCGGCUCAGCCCACCAGAAAAGGGGCUUCACCGUUCAUGGGAAACACCUACCAUCCACCUACAUACCAUGAUAUGCUGCCAGCUUUUAUGUGCUCUCAGCACUCUGCAGAACCCACUGGGACAUUGGAUCGAGCUUCCUUCCCCGUCCUUUCCUCUCAAUCUCGCCUUGAACCUCGCGUACCCUUUAGACAAUAUCAGAUGAACAGUCAGGAUGGCAGAAAAGAUAUCAGGCCUAGCGGUGGCGGUUUACGGCCUGUGCGGUCACAGCGCCCUCAACCGGAGAGGGCUCCGCGAGCCACCAUUAUAAACGCAGAAGAUCUCAAAGAACUGGAUGACCUGGACAAUGACGCUGAAGACGGCUGGGCUGGCAUUCACGAUGAAGUGGAUUAUUCUGAGAAACUAAAAUUUAGUGAAGAUGAGGAGGAAGAAGAAGCCCCGAGAGACAGAAGUAAAUGGAUCGGCUGGGAGUGCCGGAGGCAGCGCCAAGUUUCCUUUAAUUCUACUGAAGGCACCGAAGCCAAACACCCUGCAGAGGAUGGGAAAGUAUGGAGCGAGCAAGUGGCACAUCCACGCCCAACCAGAAGGGGGCAGGAAGCUGUGCAGACCACUCCACGGAAAGCCAACAGCUGGGCCGCCGUAGCUGAACACCCGAAGCCUUCGGCAGUCUCUGUAUUGCGGCAGCCUUCUGUUGAGGAGAAGGAAGAGAAAGCUCCUCCGAGGCAGAAGUUCGUUACCUCUGAAAUAUCAGAAGCAGUUGAACGAGCUCGUAAGCGACGUGAGGAGGAAGAGCGCCGGAAUCGCGAAGAACGGUUAGCGGCCUGUGCUGCAAAACUAAAACAGCUGGACCAGAAGACCAAACAGGCUUCUAAAUCUGGGGCCGAGACUCCGAAGCGAAUGGAAAACAAAGAGAACGAAGACCCCAGAUCUCCAGUGUCAGACCGAAGCAUUCCUCAGGAGAACGCCCAGAAUUUCCGAAGAGAUUAUUCCCAGGAAUCUCCCUCCGAGUAUAUAGACGAGGAGCCUCCUGCAGCCCCCAGAGCUGAGAGCAGCAGUGAAGAUGACUGCAGAGAGUCUGCGUCUCCAGUGCAGGAUUUCAGCAAGCACCAGAAGCUGAUGCCACCGAGGUUCCAGAGGCAGCAACAGGAGCAGUUAUACAAGAUGCAGCAGUGGCAGCAGCAAGCUUAUGUGGCGUCUACCCACUCCAGCCACCCGCGCACCUUCUACUCCCAUCCCCCCCAGGUGUUGGGGUUUGAUCCUCGCUGGAUGAUGAUGCCUUCCUAUAUGGAUCCCCGGAUUCCUCCCGGUCGUGCUGCUGUAGAUUUCUAUCCUUCUUCCAUACACCCACCAGGUGUGAUGAAACAUAUUAUCCAGCAAGAAGCUGUGGGUGGAGGCUGCCAGCCCGAGGAUUGCCAGCCGUCAGAACGCAGUCCUCAGUCUGCUGAACCGGUGUCUGGAUGGAGCCAGGAGAGUUACAUGCACUUGCAGAGCAAAGCCUAUGCCCUGGCGCAGCAGAAGCCGAUGGACGGUGCUGCGGACGGCUGUUACAGCAGGAAUGAGAGCUCUUACUGCUCCCUAAGGGAGAGGUCCGAUGCUGUCCAUGCCCACCAAGAGUCUUUAGAUGAGAGGGGCGAGGAAUAUCUUAUUGGAAAUUAUGAGAAGUCUGCGGGGGUGUUCAGUAGCUGCCUCUCGCCCCAAAGAAAGGGUCAGGACAGCUCCUACCAUCAUCUGGAGAGUGUGGCGGACUCUGGUGUCAUUGGGGGGCCGCAAAGCAGUGCGCAGUGCAAGCAGUCAGAGUUUAUGAAUGACAAGAAGCCGCAGUUUAAUGGUUGGGGGUAUGGGCAUCAUCAGAAGUCUUCUGAUACGGCUAGUAGUGCAGAAGAGGAGCCUAAAGAAGAGCUUAAUGUGGUCCAUGAGGCAUGGAAAAGGCAAGAGCAAGGAGGUCAGGACUCUACUGGUGGAGCAGACUGGAGGAACGAGUCCGUUCCCAACUCUAACCAACCACACUCUGAAAGCCUGGGAAGGAGUCGCCGGACCGGUCCUAUAAAGAAACCCAUACUGAAAGCUCUUAAGGUGGAGGAGAAGGAACUAGAGAAAAGCAAACCCGAAACGAAGGAGCCUGUGAAAACCAUGAAGGAAAAGCUGCUCUCAAAGCUAGACAGUGCGCCAAAAGUGGAGCCUGCGCCUAUAAGCUCCUCCUCUAGCGCUCAGGUCGAGGAAAAAACCCAACUUGGCGUCCAAGAGUCUGAAAAUGUUCCCCAGGAGAAGAUUGAAAAAAGUUGGGGCACAAAGUCAUCUGCUCCUCGUGAGUCUAACUCUGUUCCUCAAACCAAAAAGAGCAACUGGAUAUUUAUUGAUGAGGAGCAGGCUUUUGGGGGUAGAACCCGAGGCAGAGGAAGAGGGUUCAGAGACUUCAGUUUCCGAGGCCGAGGUUCUGCUGGCCCUUAUAAUGGUCAGAGGGUCAACCGAGGCCGAGGGCUUCGAGAAUUUAACCCCACUGAGGAUUUUCGAAAUAGGUUCUCCCGGCGGCGGGGUGUUAGUGAAACCCACAGUGAAGGGUCUGAAUAUGAGGAGCUACCCAAACGUAGACGCCAGCGGGGGGCAGAGAACGAACCCCCUAUGGAAAGAGAAGCUGAUGACACAAGAAAAGGAGACUUCCAAGAUUCUUGGCGAUCCAAUAGAAAUUACUCGGAUGACUCAAAUAGUAUAGACUCUAAAUCCCGGGCCCCGAGGGCAUUUGGAAGAUCGCUUCCUCCCAGGCUUAGUAACAGUUACAGCAGACGGCCAUUCCCCUCUAAGGAGUCUUCACACUGGAACGCUAAGUCUGGAGGGUCUAAUUGGCAAGAGUACAAUGGAUCAUCAGAACCAUAUGGAACACGGCACAGCGCCGACCGAGAGCAUGGCGGUGACUACAACUACACUGACUCCCUCCAUCAUAGGAGAGGCUUCGAUGAAACCCAAGGAGAUGACAGGCGGCCAUUUUUCCAAGAUGAAUAUUCGGAUCGAGAGAGUUUGGACAAAAGAUCAUUUGUUAGAAGACGACCGCCUCGUCAAGAUAAACCCCCCAGAUUUCGGCGUCUCAGGCAGGAAAGGGAAACUGCCGGGCCCUGGAGUGGGGAAGAGGUGGGCGGCUAUGUGAACAAUCAUGAGCACUGGCAGGCCCGUCCAAAGAUGACCUUUCCUGAGAGACCCGGGCCACCUGCCAGAAGAUCUCCAGAUCGUCCCUACCACAACUCCGACCACGUGAACGAGGAUUGGGAAACUGCAUCUGAGAGCAGCGACUUCAGCGAGAAGCGGCCAGGAGAGGCGGACGGAGACGGAAACCUUUCUGGAAACGGCUUCUCUGAGAAAAGAGAACUGUCUAAAAGGAGCUUCUCCAGCCAGAGACCUCUGGUAGACCGACGCAAGGUGGAAACCUCUGGAUAUGAUGAGAGGCCACCAAGGGUCGGAGGGAAUCCUCGUGACUACCAGCAAAACUCCACCUCUGCCAAGACUAGUCGCUGUUCUGAAGAUUCUUAUACGCAAGAUGGCAGCCACCACCGAUACGGGUUAGAAAGGUCUGCUCAGUGUGACAGCGGAGAGGCUUCAGGCAAGAGCUUGGAGCGGGAUUCCAGGCCGGCAGGGCUCAAAGCGGGCGAGAAGUCGGAAGCCAUGACUGCUUUUGAUCUGAAAUACGGAGACUCCGUUAUUGAGGAGGACGCCGAGGCGGGAGCAGAGUCCUAUUCCGACAUGAACAGUAAGCCCCGACGAGCUCUGGACAAAGAUCGCAGGAAAAAGGAUCAGAUGGUUCAGGUGACUACCAAGAACAGCAGCCUACAAUCAAGGAUUCCUCCUCGUUUCGCCAAAAAGCAGAACGGCAUGUGCCUGGACCAGACUGAGGUUCCUGGUAAAGAGAUCUGGGAGAGCAGCACUCAAGGUAUCUCCGUUCAGACCGGCAGUGAUACUUGGAGCAAGCCUGGCAGCAGCUUCAGUACAGAGUCUGCCUCCUCAGAGGGUUUCAAAGGCAGCCAGGGCGACAGUGGCAUUGACCUGAGCGCUGAAUCCAGAGAAUCGUCUGCCACUUCCUCACAGCGUAGUUCUCCAUAUGGGACAAUGAAACCAGAGGAGCUGAAUGGCGCAGUCAUGGAGUCGAAAUCUGACUGCCCUAAAGAGCAGGGUCAGAAACAGUCAGAAAAGAAGGAGCCAGACUCUGGGCCGGGAAUGAACAAGGAGCACAAACCCGGUCCCAUUGGCAACGAGCGCUCUCUAAAGAACCGGAAAGGUUCAGAAGGGGCAGAGCGAUUAGAGGGCAGUGUGCCUCCUGUCAAUGGCGUCGAAAUCCACGUGGAUUCUGUUCUUCCUGUUCCCAAUAUUGAAUUUGGAGUAAGCCCGAAAGAUGCGGAUUACUCUUUACCCCCUGGAUCUGCUCCUGGACCUGCUGCUAGCUCCGUUGUGAAGCUUCAGGACGCCCUAGUGAACAAGGUGAGAAAUGAAAAAAAAUCCUCUCGUUAUCUCCCAAUUCUAUUCAGAUGCCCCUCAGAUCCACAGCACAUCACAAUACACGUUUCGAAUGUGACAUCCGCAUGUAGCGACACAAGGAGUGCCUCCGAUCCGGCUGGUCUGUCACAGUCCAUACCCAUGCUGAGAAGAGAUCAUCACCUGCAGCAAGGGAUGGGACUAACCCCCAUGUCAUACCCCACUGCCGACCUUACACUGAAGAUGGAGUCUGCCCGCAAGGCCUGGGAAAACUCGCCCAGUUUGCCAGAACAGAGUUCCCCAGCCGGCCCUGGCUCGGGUAUACAGCCACCCUCCAGUGUUGGAACGUCAGCAGGUGUCAAUUACAGCUCAUUUGGUGGAGUGUCAAUGCCACCCAUGCCCGUUGCCUCCGUGGCCCCUUCAGCAUCUCUUCCAGGUAACCACAUUCCCCCUCUCUACCUGGAAAGUCACAUGUUUGCAGGGCAGCCGCGCCUGGUCCAGCAGACGAUGCCUCAGCAGCAGGGAUACCAGCAGGCCGCAGCCGCCCAGCAGAUCCCUAUGUCACUGCACACGUCGCUGCAAGCCCAGGCUCAGCUGAGUAUGAGGGGAGGACUACCCGUCUCCCAGUCACAGGAAAUGUACAGCUCCAUGCAGCCGUUUAGGUCCCAGGUGUACAUGCACCCCAGCUUGUCACAGGCCAGUGCUAUGGUUCUGACCAGUGGCACUGGUCUCAAGGCUCAGUACUCGCCAUUUCCGGGAAUGCAGCCUCUGGAGAUGGUGAAGACGCAGGCGGCAUCCCCUUAUCAGCCUCUGAGUGGAAGUCAGCAGCUGAUGUAUGAAAGUCAGCUGAACCAGGCAGCCGGCAUGAUGGACUCCCCCCUCACACAGUUAACCAUGCCAAUGGCCGGCUCUCAGCUUGGGAUGCCUCGGUAUAGCUCCGGACAGCAGCCAAUGCUUCUGCCGCAGUCCAUUCAGAUCCCACAGGGACAGAACAUGCCGGUGGGCGGCCCGCGGAGGAUGCAGCCUUCAGUCCUGACAGCAGGUCGAGAGUUUCCUCCUCAGUCGUCUCAGAUGGAGAUGAAGGGAUUUCAUUUCACAGAAGGCAAGCAGAGUAUGCAGACCGCAGCCUCUCUGCAAGCACAGCACUCAUACCGGCCAGCUUCAGCUAGUCCCAGUGGAAAGUCACCAGGAGCGGGGCCAUCUGCCAACUUGGGACACUAUCCUCAACAGCAGGUAAAGCCGAGGACUGACGAGAAGUGCGGCCUGGUUUCCCCUAAACUUCCUGACGCGCCCACUGCAAGUCAGAUGAAGCCGGUUCGGACAGGGGCCAUCAAGACUUCAGUGGCGAAAAUGGAGGAGAGCGCGGCCUGAGAAGCGGUUCCCAUUUUUAUUUUAUUUUUUGUAAAUACCUACUACUUCUUCGCGCCUCUCACGCAUCUCCGUCUCCUCCUGCUCCUUGUUUGGAUUCUUCCUUGGUGGAGCGCGACCUUCCUUCCCUCCACAGUCACAUGUACAGGCGGACGGCGACCCCUCCGAGAACUGUUUGAAAAAAA
This is a messenger RNA of Bufo bufo (common toad), 7012 nucleotides long. It is a transcript of the gene PRRC2B, whose product is annotated as proline rich coiled-coil 2B. NCBI's taxonomy places the organism in Eukaryota, Metazoa, Chordata, Amphibia, Anura, Bufonidae. The transcript is spliced from 32 exons. Gene Ontology annotation, biological process: cell differentiation. Bases 213 to 6830 code for a protein of 2205 amino acids. The record is from RefSeq and is a predicted model, not a curated record.